AUGGCAAGUAAAUCAAGAGAAAGAGACGAUCUCCAGACUUAUAUCACGCCACAUACGCAAAAGCAGCAAGGGAAAUAUAAUAAAUAUAAGCAAGGGAAAUGUGGAUACAUCUGCAAUCGUUCAGGAGGCAGGGGUGAAAGUGUAAUUGAGAAAGAAUAUAGGAAACGUUAUGUCAUUCCCAAACGAGUGCUAAAGAACUGCCGUUUUGUGAAGGCACAUGUACGCGGGGACGGCGUCGUUAGCGUUACAGCGUGCUUCGACCACUUAGGUCGCAAAGUGAGUGCGGCCUUCCUCCCACUUUCGCGCAGUGAUGAAGAAAAAAUAGUGUCACUCUUGCCAAUCGGACUUCCUUUUCAAACGGUGGGGAUCGUUGCUAAGCUUUGCGCGGAAUGGAAUCCUGACGAAGAUGAAAGGAAGCACGAACGAACAUGCUACAUAACCAUGAGGGACCAACAUUGCUUUCCGUCGUGGUCUGUAGAGGGUCGGAGCUCAAACGAUGAUCGAUUAUCUUUCAAAACCCUGUCAAGCAACGACGAGAUUGCUGCUUACAUACUACUUGAUACUGAACAGAUAACGGGCGACGGAUUUAUGCUAGCAUUUAUAACCGUUAAAGGAGAAGCUAUCUGGAACAGAACAGUAUGGGAAACGCGGAGUACACAAAGUGUUAUCCAUUCGAGUAGACAACGGACUCAGAAUGUUGUCAAUCUGCCGGAAACAAUCGACCUGGGCAACAUCGCUAAUGGUGAAGUGGAUCAGCGGGUUAAGCGAUUACUGGACACGGAGCGCGUGCUCCUGCUGACAUGUUUUAUUUGUGGAAAAAGGGCCCCAGAAGAGGACGAGGAAGACCAAAUCCUCUGGAUAAGUUGCUCGAAUACUAGGGAGUAUAAAGCCUGGGUACAUGUAAAGUGCUCAAGGAUAGGAGACUAA
This is a messenger RNA of Cylicocyclus nassatus, 927 nucleotides long. The record is from the annotation of a GenBank genome assembly. Lineage: Eukaryota; Metazoa; Nematoda; Chromadorea; Rhabditida; Strongylidae.